AUGGUCUGGAAGGAGCAACUAAGCUUUGGGCAGGGUGAAGGCUUCCUUUUGCUGGAUAGGCCAAAAGUGUUUCAACAGCAGAGGCACAGGCUCUUCCCAAGUGUAACCACGGUUGCAGACUGGUCGUUGUUGCGCACAGCUCCUUCACCCUGGGCAGAGUUGGAGUUUGACAACAUCAUCCUUACAGUACCAUCAGAUGUUGUUCGGGACCUGGAACGCCCCGAUGAGUUGGCAGCGCACUGGAAUGACAUCAUGAGGGCAAUUGCUGAUCUCGCUGCCAUCCCACACAAACUUCCUCGCAAAGAACGUUUUGUAACUGAUGUGCAGAUUUCCCAUGGUUGGAUGCAUGCAGGUUAUCCUGUCAUGACCCACAAGUCCGCAGCAGCGGCCCUUGUCAGCAUUGACCAUGCUAGGAGUAAAGGCCUCUGGGGCCCCAUCCACGAGCUUGGACACAACCAACAGAGAAGCUGUUGGGAGUUCCCUCCACACACCACAGAGUGUACAUGCAACCUGUGGUCAGUGUAUGUGCAUGAAGAAGUGCUGGGGAUCAACAGGGCACAGCUCCAAGAAAAGUUUGGCUGGGAUGCCAUUAAGAAGGUGUUUGCUGCCUACCACAAGAUGAGCAACUUUCCAAAGGACAACAAAGGAAAGAUGAACCUGUACGCUGAGACUUUCUCCCAGACUGUGGGAAUGAACCUGGCUGGAUUCUUUAAGUCCUGGGGUUGGCCCAUCGAAACAGCCACUGAAGAGAAACUCUCCAACCUGCCCCCCUGGAGUGACCACCCUAUGACACUGGCUCCACUUUGGAACAAUGCCAUUCGUUGGCUGGAUGAAGGCGGACAGGGCAUUGUUGGCGUAGCACCAGACCUCGACCAAACCUUUAAACUCUUCAGCAAGUCAGAGUUUAAUUGUGAGAAGACAAACUUCAGGAAGAACCUCAGUGUAUUUGCCUGUACAGCAUACAGCGAUGAACAUCUGGAGGAAAUCCAGGACUUUGUGGCAGAGGGAGGAGGCCUGCUGAUUGGUGGACAUGCCUGUAAAGGCAGUCUGCCCUGCUCUCACUCCUUUAUACUUUCUCUUUCGUCCUAUCAGACAGUGUUCUGCUGUGCCUUGAUCAAAUUAUAUAACCAGAAGAAGCAAAUUAACUUUCAGGACAGCCUGACUGACACAACACACCGCUAUCUUGGUACAACUGUUAAACCUCACUUACUGACACAGCUCACACCUGACUCAGCACACCUUCUGCCAUCCUGCCCUCUUCAUUUAGCCUUCAGAGCAUCGAUCUGUCUCACCAUGUCCGCCCUCUCCUACCAUGAAGGGGCCUACAUGUCCCUGAUGCGUGGCUUGAGAGAGCUGGACCUCCAGGGCCCCUGUGUUCCCAGUGAGCUUUAUCUGAUUGGAGAUCAUGCCUUUCCUUUAGCAAUGAACAGCAAAGGCCAGGUCCUGAUGGCUGCCUCUCUGUAUGGCCGUGGAAGGAUUGUUGUCCUGGGUCAUGAAGGCUACCUGACUGCCUUUCCUGCUCUGGUAGAGAACGCUCUGACCUGGCUGAGAGGGGAUGGGUCUGACAACUUGUCUGUGGGGGUCCACAAAAACAUAAAGGCAGUGGCUGAUAACCUCAGCAGAUCUAUCUUCCAAGCCAAAGUUGUGGGUUCCUUUAGUAAUGAUCUGGAGGUUGGUGUGUAUGUGACUGAUGCCUACAGCGUGGGUGCAGACCCAAAGGACCUGGUGGCAUUUCUGAAAGCUGGAGGAGGAGUGCUGAUAGCGGGGCAGGCAUGGCACUGGGCUGUAAACCACCCUAAGGAGAACGCCAUCCUACAAUUUCCAGGGAAUAAAGUGUCUGGGGUGGCUGGGAUCUACUGUACUACGCAUUAUGGGAAGGUAGAGAUCCUGCCUGUCUACCCUCAGAUCCCAUCAUCAUGGAUGACUAUAAAACUUGGUAAGGAUUUUGAAGAUGACCUGGAAUUCUUACUCCAGAACGUUUCAGAGUUUGACCUCCAAGGUGAAUCAGUACCUUCUGAGGUUCUUGUCCAUGGCCCACUAGCCUUCCCUAUUGGUACCACUAAGGAUGGACAGGCAUUCCUGGCAGGAGCCUACUAUGGGCAGGGACGGGUCAUUGUGGUGACACAUGAAGCAUAUCUGGGAAGAAAGACACUAGCUUCUUUUUGGAACAAUGCCAUUGAUUGGUUGGACCAAGGCCGGCAGGGGGUCAUUGGUGUUGUACCAGAUCUCAGUCUCAGCGAGUUAGGGUUAAAGUGCGAGAAGACGGUGUUCAAGAAAGACCUGAGUGUAUUCGUGUGUACAGCGUACAUUGAUGAUCAUGUGGCUGAAAUCCAAGACUUUGUAGCAGAGGGAGGAGGCCUGCUGAUUGGUGGACAUGCCUGGUACUGGGCACAUACACACAAAGGGCAAAACCCAUUGACAGAUUUCUCAGGAAACAAGAUCCUGAACAAAAUGGGCAUGAGCCUGUUGAAGGCCACAAUUAGUGGAGGUUCCUACAAGGCCCCUGUGCCCAGCCAGGCCAUGAAACACACCUACCACUUCCGCAAUCUUCUACACCUCCUGGCUGGUCAUGUCGCCCAGGGUGAAAAACUCAGAGAGCAUGAGGAGGAACGCCUUAAAAAACUGGGUCAGGACUGUGCCGACUACUUGUCCAUGAAGGCUUAUUACAGCUACUCCUACAUGCAGGUGUUUUCCAUCCUCACUGACAUAAUGAAGAAGUCCGGCAUGCCACAGGUGAGUGAAAAGAAUCCUGUGAAGAGUCCAAAAGACUACCUACUCCUCAGUUUGGGGGCAGAUUUAUAUAAUGUUUCCCCCAAUCCUGAUGCCCUCCUACCUUACCUCAUCAAGCAAGAUCCUAUUAUGCCUUUUGUCUAUAACCAAAGGAUCAGGAUAAAUGCUAACACGGCAGGAAUGAAAGAGUGGCUUAGUACUGGUCUGUACCUGUCUCCUGGAAUGAAGACCGAGAUAAUCAUACCAGCAGAGAUCGUCAACAAGAGAUGGACGAUCCAGGUAGGCUGUCAAACAGACAAGCUGAAUGCUGAAGAGUUGAAAAGAGCACCGUGUGUUUGUGAGCGAUUUCCUGUUACCACAGAGAAGAUGCAGGUGUCAAACCUAUGGGGGGGGCUCAUCUACCUGGUGGCCCCACCUAACACAAAGGUGGAAGGGGCAGAGAUCAUGGUGCAGACAGCUACACCUGCUCCUUAUUACAAGUGUGGUGUGACAACAGCAGCUGAUUGGUUGUCGCUGCGUAAAGCUCCCUCACCCUGGGCAGAGCUGGAGUUUGACAACAUCAUCCUUACUGUACCAUCACAUGUUGUUCGAGACCUUGAGCGCUCUGAUGAGGUGGCAGCGCUUUGGAAUGACAUCAUGAAGGGUGUCGCAGAUCUGGCUGCCAUCCCACACAAAUUUGAACGUAAAGAACGCAUUGUAGCAGAUGUGCAGAUUUCCCAUGGUUGGAUGCAUUCAGGCUAUCCUAUCAUGAUGCACUCAUCUAUAGCAGCUGAGUUGGUCAGUCUAGAUGAUGCCAGGACUGUAGGCCUGUGGGGAGAAAUUCAUGAACUGGGACACAACCAACAGAGAAGCUGUUGGGAGUUCCCUCCACACACCACAGAGUGUACAUGCAACCUGUGGUCAGUGUAUGUGCACGAAGAGGUGCUGGGGCUCAACAGGGCACAGGCUCAUCCGAAUAUGACCUUAACAAAUCGGAAGAGCUGUGUAGAGGAGUAUGUUAAGGGGGGCAGGAAACUCAAGGAUUGGGAAGUGUGGCUGGCCCUGGAGACAUACAUGCAGCUCCAAGAAAAGUUUGGCUGGGAUGCCUUUAAGAAGGUGUUUGCUGCCUACCACGAGAUGUUCAACUUUCCAAAGGACAACAAAGGAAAGAUGAACCUGUAUGCUGAGACUUUCUCCCAGACUGUGGGAAUGAACCUGGCUGGAUUCUUUAAGUGCUGGGGUUGGCCCAUAGGAAGAGAUACUGAGGAGAAACUCUCGUACCUUCCUCCCUGGACUGACCACCCGAUGGUCCACUAUGAUUAAACUUUAGACUGCUAAAACUGCUGAUGAUGGGUGUUUAUAAUCAGCAAUGAAUUGGUCGACUCUGGGUUGAUUUUUAUUAUUUAAGAAGUGAUUUCCCAAGAAAACAGGAAAUAAUUUGUUAAGAUAAGAAAAAUAAUUGAUUAACAGUUUAUGAGCAAGUUGGCUAAAGAACAACAUUGAGUUAAUGGCCUAGAAAGAUGAAAUCAUUCAGUUCACACGAAGAUUGUAAAGUAAAAUAUUAUUUACAUAAUAGAAUUGCCAACAUGAGCAACAAAAGUGCUCACAUACCUCCUCACAUUUACUCCUUACUCUGAAAUAAUUAAUCUGAGGAUGCUAAAAUUGACAGCUAGAUGAUGAUCACUCCUAAGCAAAAUUUUCCUCCAUAUGAUGGAAAAAAUAUUUAAAAUAGAAUUUUCUACUGUAAAGAAAUGGGGGAAGAAAACAAUAACUACUGGGAGUACAAUUUUAUUUUUGUAACAAGAAAGUACACAUAUGUUGUCAAAAUAAAAACCUAUUAAUCUUCUAAGCAUAGAUAGGUCCAUGACUAGGUAUAUUCAAGAAGGCCCUAAAAAAUGACCAUUCUGCUAAAAGUACAUCUGCAGCUUAAAGCAAUAUAUAAUUCUGCUGUUUGGGCUAUAAAUAGCUGUAAAAUCACAACUAUGAGCUGACACAAGCACUCUGUAAAGCUGAGGGGAAACGGUAGAGUAAGGUGAUCACUCUAUGAGAGUUCAUCCCUAUGAGCAACUCCUUUCAAAUUAAAAUUUUGACUAUAGCAGCUUUAAAUGUUUUUCAGCAACCAUAACAACUCAGCAAGAAUUUGCCAUAAACUAAAGUGGGCUUACACUGUAUCUUGUGUCAGGUUAGGGUCAUCCCACAGGGCAAAAUAAUAAUGGUUGACUUGAGAUUCAGAUUCAUAACACUUAUAUGUUGAAAGUUCCUAUUUUAUAUAUUAAUACAAAAAUGAUGUAUACAUUUCUGUAAUUGCUACUUGGACUGCGUUUUCACUGUAAUCCUGAAGGGGUGGACAUGGAAAUUAAUUAAAUUUAUUUGUCUUUGUUACAAUAAAUGACGUGUGUUACAAGACAGACACUAUGUUUGUAUGUUGAUAUUUUCCUUUACUGUCAAUGAAAAAGACACAAGUAAAGAGUCAAUUUAUCCCUCUGCUACUUAUUUUUAUUCAUCUGUUUGUGGUUUAAUGAGAACUAUUAGUCUUUUAAUGUUACAUGGUAACAUGCACCAUAUUGACAACAUUGUGAAAUUUGUUUUUACAGUUUUACCACUCUUGAAUUAUUAUGAAUAUUUGCUUUUUGUGGAUUUACAACUCUAAAGGGCAAUUAAAGGGCAAUGGCAACUGA
Messenger RNA from Dicentrarchus labrax (European seabass), 5387 nucleotides. Its product is annotated as TRPM8 channel-associated factor homolog. The transcript is spliced from 17 exons. Bases 1 to 4032 code for a protein of 1343 amino acids. NCBI's taxonomy places the organism in Eukaryota, Metazoa, Chordata, Actinopteri, Moronidae. The record is from RefSeq and is a predicted model, not a curated record.